This is a messenger RNA of Naegleria gruberi, 1014 nucleotides long. RefSeq lists its product as uncharacterized. Gene Ontology annotation, biological process: purine nucleoside catabolic process. The transcript has 3 exons. Gene Ontology annotation, cellular component: cytosol. The coding region runs from base 1 to 1014 and encodes 337 amino acids. Gene Ontology annotation, molecular function: purine nucleosidase activity. The record is from RefSeq and is a predicted model, not a curated record. NCBI's taxonomy places the organism in Eukaryota, Heterolobosea, Eutetramitea, Acrasida, Naegleriidae.
AUGGGCACCGAUGAUGUGUUUGCAAUUCUUCAUGUUUUAAUGAAGAGUAGCAAUAACAGCUCAUUGUACUUGGCUGGUAUGAGUAUGGUCACAGGUAUGCAAUUAGACACAACCAAUUCUAUCAAAAUACUACAAGAAUUACAGGCUUUUACCAAUAUAUUCACAACAACAAAUAAUGGCAGGCCUCUACUUUUCGAUACCCAUGAUCCAAAAGGUUUAAUUCCAGCUGAAAGCCAUUCCUUUUUGGAGGGAGAUUGGUAUGUAAAGAGGUGGAAAGAAAGAGAGGAAAAUUUGGAUAAAUUAUUAGGAUUGCCUCCGCUCUAUGGAAAUGAAACAAACUUGAUGAAAGUUGUGAGCGGAAAGGAUUUUACAAAUGAAAUGUUCAAACUUUUAAGUAAUUACAGAAAUGAUCCAAUCUCAAUCUUGGCAAUUGGUCCCCUCACUAAUAUAGCAAGAUUAGUAAUUGAGAGUGGUGGUCAUAAUUUACUGAAAGAAACAGUAAACCAAAUUGUGGUUAUGGGAGGGGGAGUAAAUAUAAAAGAUACGAGUAAUGAAAUGAAUGGUGCUGAAUGGAAUUUUUAUUGCGACUCUAUAUCUGUAGAAAUUGCAUUGAAUUACUUUAGUGGAAGAAUUGUUUUGUUUGAUUUACUAGUUGCUAAUUUAGACGUUGUAAAUGAUACAAAUGCUCAAGAUAUUUUGAAUUAUGCAUCUAAAUUCAAUUACAAGACAACUUCAAUUCCUCAUUUCAUGUCAGAAUUAUUGAAAAUGUCAAGAGCAUCUGCAACAUUUGAUCUUGUAGCAUCAUUUUACUUUACUAAUCCUGAAUUAUUCACUUUUGAAAGCAUUUGUGUUGAGAUUUAUACUCAAUUUCCAAAACAAGGAAUUAUCAAACAAGUAGACUGUUCAAUCUCAUCACGAAUAAUGGUCAAGAGAGCUGUUUCACUAAAUAGAAACGCCUAUUUGCAACAUGUCAAGGAUUUAUUCACUCCCACAACAUUCAAAAACAAUCAAUAA